Molecule: messenger RNA, 1266 nt
Organism: Durusdinium trenchii
Lineage: Eukaryota; Dinophyceae; Suessiales; Symbiodiniaceae
Source: the annotation of a GenBank genome assembly
AUGGGCACGAUGGAGAAGGUCAUGGAGGUUCUAAUCAUUGGUAGCACAUACAUCGUGGUCUCAGCAGGUUUGAUCACCUUCAACAAAUACCUCAUGCAAGAAGGCCGCUUUCCACAUGCUGUUCAACUGACUGCCAUCCAUAUGGCAACGACGACAUUCCUAUCCUUUCUGUUGUAUUCCGUGACACCAUCUAUCUACCCUUCCAUGCAAAAGGCCAAGGAGAACUUUACACAGCUAGCCAAGUUUCUGGCUCCUUUGGGCAUUCUCUUUGCAGUUGCCUUGUUCUGCUCCAACAAAGCCUACUUCUAUUCCUCUGUAGCCUUCCUCCAGUUCUGCAAACAAGGCAACGUGGUCAUCGUCUUUGUUGCUUCGUGCAUCAUCGGACUCCAGAAGUUCAGCUGGAUGAAGUCCUGCAUUUUAGCGAUUGUGGUUUUGGGAUGUUCACUUUGUGCCACGGGAGAGAUCAAAUUUCGACUCCCUGGGCUGCUUUUGCAACUGCUGUCGCAGGCCUCAGAGUGCACCAAGAACCUCAUAGGAGAAGUGGUCCUCACUGGUGCCGGCCUGAAGCUGGAUGUGUUGACUUUCGUGGCCUUCCAAGCGUCCUUCUCGCUUCUUCCGCUACUACUAGGCUCGGCCUGGCUGUGGACCCCCGAAGUCUCGCAGGACUUUGCAGCGAUGUGGCAGGUCUUGCUGCUGAACGCUCUCGUGGCCUUUGCGCUAAACCUCCUGAUCGCUUUGACCUUGAAACGUCUAUCGGCCUUGUCCUUCGUGCUGAUUGGCCUCACCAAGGAUGUGAGCAUCGUGAGCUCAUCCUCGACCAUUUUUGGUGAUCCCAUUUCUCGUCAGCAGACGGUGGGCUUCAUGAUCACCAUGUUAGGCCAACCAGAGCUGAACGUGGACGAUGCUGAAGAAGCAGACACAGCCUAUGAGGAGGCGCGUCCUCAGACGUUCCAUGAAUGGCUCACCAAUUUCACUCAGGUGCAGCGCGUCCCAGGCGUGUCCACCGGUCAGGUCCAGCUGAAUCGGAAGUUGGCCGAAAUUGCAGAGGAGAAGAGCCUGGACUUCCCGGGCUUUUUGCAGCUCAUGCAGUGGAUGUUGGACAAUGACUUCUGCGACAUCAACCGGCUUGCAGCCAAACACUUGGAGCAUCAGUCGACAGCUCGGGACGAGGCCUGGGAUGCAGCAUCCCAAACCCCACAAACCUGGGACGCCUUCGGCAAGCUGAAAUGGGAGACACUUCUUUCUUUCUCUUAUUUCUACAAGUGA